AUGUCAAUCCUAAGCCAAGAUGAAGAGUUUAUGGAUAAUAUGAAAUAUGCCACCCCUGAUCAACUAUCAGACAAGGCAUUAACUAAAGCAGAAAAGGAAUUGGAGAACUUGCAACAACAAAAACAACAACAGCUUUUAGAUCAGAAUAAAGAGUUUUUGCAAAAUCUAUUUCAAGAAAAUUCAACUCAACCGAUUAAGAUACGAAAUGUUCAAUUGACUAAUGGUGCUCAGUUUCGUGAAUCGUUUGUUGAGUCACAGUUUCAGCCUUUACUUACUGGUCAUGUAAUUCCCUUACAUCGAUACUUGUCCAUUGUGGAUAACAUUCUGAAAAAUUUGAUUAAAGUUGGUGUUGUUGAGAAUGUGCUAUGUAAUACGCAUCAAGUGGCAUCGACUCCCAACUCUCCCAUGUUGGGGAUGCGACGUGGGUUCAGCAUGGGAGCUGGUGCUAUACAUGUAGUGCCCAUCUUCAAUACUAUACCCAUCAAACGUUUUUUCGCUAAAACAGGCACCAAUAUUGGGAAUGGAGAAGGUGAUGGAUACAUUCAAUUUCAACUACGAAACAUAUUUGGUGGUGGAGAGAACCUUGUGUUUGAUGCCGUAACUGGUACCAAAACGUCUAGUUCGUAUUUACUAAACUAUAAUCAACCAAUUGCAAAUAACUGUAACUAUAUUUGGGAAAAUUGUCUAAGUUUAAACACAAGGAACCUCGAUUGGAUUCAGAGUAAAGUUCACACAAAGAGUUUAAUCAGCAAAAUCUACACCCAGUUUAACAGUUGCAAUUUGAAUCAUGAAGUGAUUUUGGAGAAUUCAGUACGUGAGUUGGACAAUUAUGGUUCCAAAAGUUUUGAAAUUUUGCAACAAAGUGGUCAAAAUGUGAAAUCUUCAAUUGCAUACAACAUCAACUACGAUACAAGAGAUAGUAAGCAUUUGCCAUUCAAGGGAGUCUUUGUUCAAUGUGGGAUUGAAUACAAUGGGCUAUUCAAGUUCAACAAGUAUCCAUUUGUGAAAACUGCGACUCAGUUGCAGCAUGCAUGGAGUUUGCCCUUGAUCAAUUCGCAUGUAUUGUGCAGUACCAAAAUGGGACUUUUAUAUCCUUUGGCUGGCAAGUCCUCGAUACUAGAUAAGUUCUUUAUAGGUGGCCCCAAUGACGUGAGAUCAUUUACUUUGAACGGACUUGGUCCAAGAGAUCAGAAUUCAUUUAUUGGCGGUGACUUAUUCCUCAAUGGUGGUGUUUCGUUGUUUACGGAUAUUCCCAAGUAUAAAGAAUCCAAUUUCAAGUUUCACAAUUUUAUCAACUGGGGUAAAUUGGUACCAUUAGAUCAAAAAAGAUCCGUGUUGCAUAAUGUCAAGCAAUUAUCGCAUUCUUAUUGUUUGAGUUAUGGGUUUGGUAUACUCUACAAUCACCCAAUGGCUAGAUUUGAAUUGAAUUUUGUUUUACCAAUUUUGGCUAAUGAGCGGGACUCCAUAAGAAAGGGAAUACAAUAUGGAAUCGGUGUGUCUUUCUUAUAA
Molecule: messenger RNA, 1509 nt
Organism: Lodderomyces parapsilosis
Lineage: Eukaryota; Fungi; Ascomycota; Pichiomycetes; Serinales; Debaryomycetaceae
Gene: SAM50
Product: SAM complex subunit
Exons: 1
Coding region: 1-1509 (502 amino acids)
Biological process (GO): protein insertion into mitochondrial outer membrane
Cellular component (GO): SAM complex; outer membrane
Source: RefSeq, a predicted model, not a curated record